This is a messenger RNA of Columba livia (rock pigeon), 663 nucleotides long. Its product is annotated as chromosome-associated kinesin KIF4-like. NCBI's taxonomy places the organism in Eukaryota, Metazoa, Chordata, Aves, Columbiformes, Columbidae. Gene Ontology annotation, cellular component: microtubule associated complex. The transcript has 4 exons. Gene Ontology annotation, biological process: spindle elongation; microtubule-based movement; mitotic spindle organization. Gene Ontology annotation, molecular function: microtubule motor activity. The coding region runs from base 190 to 528 and encodes 112 amino acids. The record is from RefSeq and is a predicted model, not a curated record.
CUUAACAAAUUUGUCCGCGGAACAUCCGUACGCCUGCGCCCGGUUCUCAGUCCAGCUGAUCCGCCUCCGGCUGGGCUGCCCCAGGCUCCUCCAGGAUCGCAGUCAGACGCCGUUCAGAGUAUCAGGUCGGGGAGAUUGUCACAAUCUGCAGAACGCACCGUCUGCAAGCUGAACCAGGAGAUCAGGGACAUGAAAAACCAGAGGGUUCAGCUGAUGCGUCAAAUGAAAGAAGAUGCUGAGAAAUUCAGGCAAUGGAAACAGCAGAAGGACAAGGAAGUGAUCCAGCUGAAAGAACGGGAUCGCAAGAGGCAGUAUGAGCUCCUCAAGCUAGAACGUGAUUUCCAGAAGCAGGCCAAUGUACUUCGGCGGAAAACGGAAGAGGCAGCAGCCGCCAACAAGCGCCUGAAGGAUGCUCUGCAGAAACAACGGGAGGCUGCCGAGAGACGGAAGGAAACUCAGAACCGGGGAAUGGAAGGGGUUGCUGCUCGAGUCAAAGUAGGUGAUACAUGUUGUGCAUUCCACCAAUGAGCAAAUGGAGUUUCAGCUUGGUGCUGCUGGGGUUGACGCUGGAGAGCAGAGGGGAGAAACAUGGGGUUACCUGUUAAAGGAGGCAAUGUGAUUAUUGAAUUUGUCUACGAAGGCGUUUCAGAAGGUGCAGUUCUG